Messenger RNA from Acanthosepion pharaonis, 2304 nucleotides. The record is from the annotation of a GenBank genome assembly. NCBI's taxonomy places the organism in Eukaryota, Metazoa, Mollusca, Cephalopoda, Sepiida, Sepiidae.
AUGAUGAGAGAAAUACGUAGGAAGACUGCGUUGCGUCAUUUCUCAUGGAGAGGAAGCUUUACUUUAUACACUUUUCUCUCUUUCAUUUUCGAAAACAUUUCUCUCUCUCUCUCUCUCUUUCCUCUUUCUCUCUCUCUCUCUCUCUCUCUCUCUCGUUCUUUCACUCUCGCUCUUUCGCUCUUUUGCUCUCUAUAUCCUAUAUCUCUCUUUCGCUCUCUUUCUCUUUCUCUGACAGAUCUCUCUCUUCUUUCUCUCUUUUCUCUCUCUCUCUCUCUCGCUCUCGUUCUUUCACUCUCGCUCUUUCGCUCUUUUGCUCUCUCCCUCGCGCUCUCUCUCUCUUUCGCUCUCUCUCUCUCUCUUUCGCUCUCUCUCUCUCACUCUCACUCUUUCUCUCUUUUGCUCUCUCCCUCCCACUUUCUUUCUCUCGCUCUCUCUCUUUUUUGCCCUCUCUCUCGUUCUUUCACUCUCGCUCUUUCUCUCUUUUUCUCUCUUCCUCGCUCUCUCUCUUUUCUCUCUCGCUCUCUCGCUCUCGUUCUUUCACUCUCGCUCUUUCUCUCUUCUUCUCUCUCCCUCGCUUUCUUCUCUCUCUUUCGCUCUCUCUCGCUCUCUCUUUCGCUCUCUCUCUCGUUCUUUCACUCUCACUCUUUCUCUCUUUUGUUCUCUCACUCUCUCUCUCUUAUUUCUUUAUUUCUCGCUCCCUCAGCAUUAUCCCCAACCAUUCUUUCCAACAUUCACUUUCUACUACUCUACACUACUUUCUUCCUUCCUUCAAAUUCUUUGCUUCUUUCUUCCAUUCUUUCUUCUUUUUUUCAACUUUUUCCUUUUUUACUUUCUUCCUUUAUUCUUCCUGUCUUCUUUCCUCCCUUCCUUCCUUCUUUUAUUCCUCCUUCUUUCUUCCUUCCUUUCGUCCGACCGACCGUCCGUCUUUUAUUCCUCAUCUGUUUCCUCCUUUCAUCUUCAACUCCCUUUCUUCCUUCUUCUGACGUUCAAUUUUCUUCCUUCCCUUUUUGUCUGCUUCCUUCCUUCCUUCCUUCCUUCCUAAUUUCCUUCCUUCUUUCACUCUUUCAUUCUUUUCUCCUUUCCUCUCACUUUCCUCCACCCUUCCUUUCUUUCCCCCUUUCAUUCUUUCCUCUCUCUUUCCCGCAGCCUCCCUUCCUUCCUUCCAAAUUUUCUUCCUUCCUAAUUUCCUUCCUUCUUUCACUCUUUCAUUCUUUUCUCCUUUCCUCUCACUUUCCUCCAGCCUUCCCCACCCUUCCUUCUUUCCCCCUUUCAUUCUUUCCUCCUUUCCUCUCUCUUUCCGCAGCCUCCCUUCCUCCCUUCUUCCUUCCUUCCUUCCUUCCCCCCUGUCUUUCCUUCAUUCCCUUUCAUUCUUUCCUCCUAUCCUCUCACUUUCCUCCAGCCUUUCUUCCUUCAUCCACCCUUCCUUCUUUCCCUCUUUCAUUGUUUCCUCCUUUCCUCUCACUUUCCUCCAGCCUUCCUUCCUUCCUUCCUUCCUUCCUUCCUUCCUUCGUCCUUCCUUCUCUCCCUCUUUCAUUCUUUCCUCCUUUCCUCUCACUUUCCUCCAGCCUUCCUCCACCCUUCCUUCUUUCCCUCUUUCAUUCUUUCCUCCUUUCCUCUCACUUUCCUCCAGCCUUCCUCCACCCUUCCUUCUCUCCCUCUUUUCAUUCUUUUUCCUCCUUUCCUCUCACUUUCCUCCAGCCUUCCUCCACCUUCCUUUUUUUCCCUCUUUCAUUCUUUCCUCCUUUCCUCUCACUUUCCUCCAGCCUUCCUCCACCCUUCCUUCUCUCCCUCUUUCAUUCUUUCCUCCUUUCCUCUCACUUUCCUCCAGCCUUCCUCCACCCUUCCUUCUUUCCCUCUUUCUUUCUUUCCUCCUUUCCUCUCUCUUCCUUCCUUCCAUCCCUCUCUUUCCAUCCUUUUCCUUCACCUUUCCUUUUCUUUCAUCUCUUCGUUCUUCUCUUCCACCUAUACACCCUCACUCAAGAAUGUAGGGAACAUCGCUUACUACUUCCAUUUCACCUAUCCUUUCUCCUCCCCUUUCUUAGAUUCCUUCAGUUCAUUUCUUCUUUUUUCUUCUUUUCAUCUUUAAGGCUGCGGGAAAGAGAGAGGAAAGGAGGAAAGAAUGAAAGGGGGAAAGAAGGAAGGGUGGAGGAAGGCUGGAGGAAAGAAAACACCCACUGCUUCAUUUCUUUCACCUUCUCUUUAACGUUAUUCAUUCUCCCUCUCUUGUUUUACCUUCCUCUUUUCUCUUAUUCUUCCAUUCCUUUUCUUCUUCCUUUCUUUCCUUCUUCUCAUCUUGCUUCUUAA